This is a messenger RNA of Medioppia subpectinata, 717 nucleotides long. NCBI's taxonomy places the organism in Eukaryota, Metazoa, Arthropoda, Arachnida, Sarcoptiformes, Oppiidae. The record is from the annotation of a GenBank genome assembly.
AUGUCUUCAUCGGAAGACGACGAGUACGUGAGCGACGGCUCCGACGGUUCGGACUUCGGCGCGAAGGAGACCUCGAAGAAGGCCACGAAGAAGACAACCAAUGGUAAGGCGAAGGCGUCGGGAGACAAGAGGCUGUCGGUGGAGAGGAUAUACCAGAAGAAGUCACAGUUGGAGCACAUCCUCCUCCGACCCGACACUUACAUCGGUUCCGUCGAGAGAGAGACCAAACAAAUGUGGGUCUUUGACGAGGAGAAGGGAAUGGAGUUGAGGGACAUCUCAUACGUUCCCGGACUCUACAAGAUCUUCGACGAAGUGCUGGUCAACGCCGCCGACAACAAGCAGCGCGACGCGAAAGGCAUGUCUUGUAUUCGCAUCGAUAUCGACGCCGAGAAGAAUGAGAUAAUAAUCUUCAACAACGGAAAAGGCAUUCCAGUGAUUGAACACAAGGACGAGAAGAUGUUUGUGCCGACACUGAUCUUUGGCCAUCUGUUGACGUCUUCCAACUACGACGACGACCAGAAGAAGGUCGUGGGCGGCCGUAACGGCUACGGCGCCAAACUGUGCAACAUUUUCAGCACACGUUUCAAAGUGGAGACCAGUUGUAAGGAGUAUAAGAAGGCCUUCUGUCAGGUGUGGACCGACAAUAUGAAGACCACUUCAGAGCCGAAGAUCUUCCCCGCCGUCGGCGAAGACUACACCCGAAUCACGUUGGUUUAA